AGAGUCGGCGUGCCGGGGCAGCCGGGGCAGCAGCAUGGUCCAGCAACGGAGCACGAGGACCCGGGGCGUGGAAGCCAAGCGGGAGGCGUGUUCCAAAGCCAGCCUGCUCUUGAAAGAUGCCGCGGGGGAGCCGGGCUGGUGCAAGACCCCCAGUGGGCACAUCAAGCGCCCCAUGAACGCCUUCAUGGUCUGGUCCCAGAACGAGAGGCGCAAGAUCAUGGACCAGUGGCCCGACAUGCACAAUGCCGAGAUCUCCAAGCGCCUCGGACGGCGCUGGCAGCUUCUGCAGGACUCGGAGAAGAUCCCUUUUGUCAAGGAGGCCGAGCGGCUGCGGCUGAAGCACAUGGCCGACUAUCCCGACUACAAGUACCGGCCCAGGAAGAAAGGGAAGCUGGGCGGCGCCAAGUCCCGCCCGAGAGUGCCCGUGAAGAUCAAGCCCUCCGUCCUCGGACGGGCGGCCUCCCCCAGGAGGCAGACGCCGAAGCCAGACGCCGGAGCCCAGGGGGGCCGCUCCUCCCCGAAGCCGGACGACGACCCCCUCGAUGCCCGCGUCCUGGAGGAGUCUUUUGACGAGAGUCCCGGCACGCCCAGCAAGGAGUUCUGGCACGCGCUUCCUGUGGCCGGGGAGAAAGGAGCGUGGGGGGCCAGCUCUGGCCAGGCCAAAGGCCCCGAAGCCGCUGCGCUGGGCAAACCCUGGUCCUCCGAAGUCUCUUCCCCAGCUUCCAUGAGGUCUCCUCCUUCUUCCUUUGCCUCCUCGGACGAAGAGCCGGAAGAAGACCUGUGGAAUGUCUUGCCCGGCCGAGUCCAGCCAAGCACGCCCUGCGGGAGCCCGGACUGGGCCCUCUUCGAUAAAGACCUCGACCUCUUUCCUUUGGGCGCCUCGUCUCACUUUGAAUUCCCCGAUUACUGUACCCCGGAAGUGACCGAGAUGAUAGCCGGGGACUGGCUGAUGUCCAGUAUUUCGGACUUGGUCUUUACAUACUGAGUCCUACCAGGUAACUCUCACUUCUCAACAAUCAGGUGGUUCCAGAAAAAAAGAGAGAGAAGAAGAAACCCAGCUGUUUACAUGCAGAAUCAGGUAUCUCCGUGUCUUGCCUUGGCUUCAUUCAAAGGCGAGUCCAUCCCCCCCCGGCACACACCCACUUGGCCAGCCUCUCCUGGCUCGCUCUGGGAGGCUUCCCGUCACCUCUCACCCCCCCAUCUCACAAGCCACCGAGAACUCCUGGCUUGGCACCGUGUUUAUUUGCCCAUGAAAUUUGACUGUCUAAUCAGGUUUUGCAUUGUAAUCCUCGCUAGCUGUCCGUUCCUGACACCCCCCACCCACCCCCCGCAGCUGCUUCCCGGCUCUGAUGCCGCCCAUGGCUGACACGCUCCCUCUCCCUCUCCGUUUGCACUCCAGCCUCACUCGGUCCUCGGGUGCCCACGCUCCCUCUCUCGGCACCCCGCUCUUCACCCCUUCCUGUCCUGCCCCCACCUGGAGGGGCUCCGUGGCUUCACUGGGCGUUGAUUCCGGGGCCAUUUCGAUGCCGAUGGCAGGAGACAUGGCAGGGACGAUCCCAUCCUCCUUUUUGUUCCCUCUUUCAAUGGCUGCCAGGGAAAAGAUUCCAUCAGAGGGCACCGCGUUCCUCAGCGCUGGGGAGGACAGGAUGGCUGGUCGCUCUCCGGCGCCUGGGAUCGGGCGGGCUUCGGCUUCCUCACUUGACGAGACUUUCGUGUUGCCAAUGCACGAAAUCCAUCCCUGUACUGGGGUGGGAAGCCUUCGCUUGGGGAGAAAGCAAAGUGGCGGGGGCGUGGUAAACACGUGGACCCACAAUGCAAGCACGCUUGUGUGUAGCAAUUUUGUCUCCCCGAAAAAGCCCCCCCCUUUUUUUGCCAGAGGUAUGCUGCAGGCAGAGCAGGGCACUGCCUCCUCCCUUGCAUGUUGCAUUAAGUCAGAUGGUCGAUCGCAAUAUCGUUGGCAUGCUCCCUGCCACUCCCUCCGAUGCCACGUCUCAGCUUCUGCGGCUCACCCACCUCCCUGGCCCUAGCCGGCUAGCCCUGGACUUCGCCUGCUGCAAAUAGAGUCUUCUCUGGGUCUCUGGAACGGGGGUCUCCUUGAAGGCCCAUCUGGGAAUGGCUGAAAGCUAUCUCCGUCCUUCUUGGUGGGCUGUGAC
Molecule: messenger RNA, 2153 nt
Organism: Python bivittatus (Burmese python)
Lineage: Eukaryota; Metazoa; Chordata; Lepidosauria; Squamata; Pythonidae
Gene: SOX12
Product: SRY-box transcription factor 12
Biological process (GO): neuron differentiation; camera-type eye morphogenesis; positive regulation of transcription by RNA polymerase II
Cellular component (GO): nucleus
Molecular function (GO): RNA polymerase II cis-regulatory region sequence-specific DNA binding; DNA-binding transcription activator activity, RNA polymerase II-specific
Source: RefSeq, a predicted model, not a curated record